CUUAGAAGAUAACCCAGUAGACGUCACCAUGAUUAGAGCAGUAAUUUUGACGAUCUGCAUCGCUUUGGCGUUUGCUGGUUAUGACAAGAGACAGAGACAUUUUCCGUAUUACGGAUCCAGUGUUCGCUCUCUAUAUGGCGGAUAUGGUGGAUAUGGCGGAUAUGGUGGAUAUGGCGGAUAUGGCGGAUAUGGUGGAUACGGCGGAUAUGGUGGAUAUGGCGGGUAUGGUGGAUAUGGCGGUUAUGGCGGAUAUGGCGGAUAUGGAGGGAAUGGUGUAAGCUCUCCAUAUGGCGGAUAUGGCGGAUACGGUGUAGGUUCUCCCUAUGGGGGAUACAAUUUACUCGGUUCCCAAUAUGGCGGGUUUGGUUCUCAGAGCAAUUAUCCAAUGUAUAGACGGCAUCGAAAGAGCGUAUACUAAGACCUUCCCAGCAUGAAAAAUAGACAGACCGAUGACAGGACAGCCGGCUUAUACCUAAUAAAAUGAGUUAUUGUUAAAAUCAUUCAAAUAAAAAUGCAGCAUUUA
Molecule: messenger RNA, 523 nt
Organism: Saccostrea echinata
Lineage: Eukaryota; Metazoa; Mollusca; Bivalvia; Ostreida; Ostreidae
Product: keratin-associated protein 19-2-like
Exons: 4
Coding region: 29-418 (129 amino acids)
Source: RefSeq, a predicted model, not a curated record